This is a messenger RNA of Eriocheir sinensis (Chinese mitten crab), 5853 nucleotides long. RefSeq lists its product as uncharacterized. The transcript has 8 exons. Lineage: Eukaryota; Metazoa; Arthropoda; Malacostraca; Decapoda; Varunidae. The coding region runs from base 166 to 1407 and encodes 413 amino acids. Gene Ontology annotation, molecular function: protein binding. The record is from RefSeq and is a predicted model, not a curated record.
AAAUUAAUCUCUCAGUGACGUGUCCAACGUAGUGUAAAUAAUUACACGCGGCACCCCUGGGCCUGACGCACCUCGCCGCCACUUAUCGCUAUCGCCGCUGCACCAUGAGCCGCUGCACUGCCCGCUGCUCUGCCCCGCCGCCCGCCACCUAGCCAGUAGGGAGCCAUGUCCGUCGUGGUGUACAAGAGGCAGUCCAACAUAGACAUCAUCCCCGAGGAUGACUACUACACGGAGGCGGCCAGGAAGGAGCGGGCCUUCAGUCUCUUCGACCUGCCAGACCCGAUCUGCCUGGAGGUCAUCUCCCAGCUGAGUCUGCGGGACACUCGUGCCGUGGCUCAGACCUGCUGGGCUGGCUGGAACCACACCCGGGACCAGCUCAUGUGGAGGAAGAAACUAUGGCUAAGAGCUGGGGUUAUCAACUUGGGUUUAUUUGGUCCAAACUUUGAGCCGAACCCAAGUGCCGGUAUGCUGGUGCGAGACCCACUGUUGGUGAAUAACAAGAUGCUGUACGAGAUGCUUGACCCUGACUCAUGUAUUGAUGAUAAUGAGGAGGACCUGGACAUGGGUCACCUUCUUUCCAAAAUGACUGCACCCAACACCUCCAUUGGCUUCUCUGACGUCAUUGACCAUAUCAUCAGCAUAUUCAAUGGUGGCAACCAGCAGACAUCGUACUCUGAUCCCUUCACAAGGGGUGAGGGAGCACCAACAUUCCUCCUGUUUGGGAUGCCAGAAACCAAAGUCUCCAAGAAACUUGUCCUCAGCUUCAUUGCAUCCAAAGGCUCAACCUUUGACACUGUUGGUUUUGUCAAAGGAAAGCCUGGAGGAAUGGGCGGUGGUGUUACUGUGCGAUACGGCCACCACCUGCUGAACCUUCUGACUGUGCGCCGCGCUCGCCCUCGCCUGCUGGUACAAGACCCACAGGGCACCACCUUCCACCCUGAUGUGGCCAUGGUGAUCCCUCAAGUGGAUGGCCUCAUCUGCUACAUGGAUGCCACCUGCCACUGUGACGGGUCUCAGCGUGGCAGCAGCAGCAGCACCAGUGGCAAUGGCCAGGUGGGGGGCCAUAGCCUGGAUGUGCUGGAGCUGGAGGCAAUGAUGCGAACCAUUCCGGCCAAGCUAUCCCCACCAGUGCUGGUGUUGCUGGCGCGCAUGGAUGACCCCCAAGGCCCCUCCACUGACUCGGACCAUGAUGCUGAUGGUUGUGUGGAUCAUGGCCACCGACGAGGCCCAGCAGAAGUGCCCCUAGGCAACCCUCCGCCCAGACACCGCCCGGCUAUGCUGCACCCUGUCCUCAGCAAGCUGGACCUCCCGUGGGCGGUGAGUGAGGUGGAAGUGAAGACCUUGUCUGGCAUCCACCGGGGCCUCAACUGGCUUCUCCAUCGCACUCUCAAACUCAAGAAUGGAUAAGGUAUUCAGACUCCUUCAGUAGCUUUUGUGAGGAAACAUUACCCAUCAUUGUAGUGACAUAACUGCACAGUUAUAACACACUCAACCUUCAUUGCAGUGGCUGGAGGUGUUGAGUAGCCUCCACUGCUCUGGUCUGGUCUCCUUGUCCAGCUUAGAAGCUACAAGAUAUUGUAGCACCACAAUAACUGCCAAAGUCCAACCCUCACACAUUGGACCAAAAAGGGCUGGAAAGACUGAAGAAUCUCUAAUCUGUUAGUCUGGUGUGCCUCUUGAUUAUGUGCAUGUGGAUUGUUUUUUUAGUGAUAGAGUAGAGGCAGGUGGAGGGAUGGAGGGAAGGGACAAAGGGUUGGCCAUUGGAAGAGGGCAUGAGUACAGGGUAUGUGGAAGGGCUUCUGUAUUUCAAGAAGCCCUGGGAAGCACUAGCUUGAUUUUCUUAUGUUACUUUCUGUUAUUGAAAAGAAAGGAUUUACACGUACACCUACUAAAACCUUUUCAUUUUGGCACAGUAAGGACUUCUCUCUCUCCCACCUUCCCACUCCAUAUCAGAUUCUUCCAAUAAAAAACUUAAAAUCUGGUCAUAUUCUAAGAAAUUAUAUAUUAGUUCAUUAAGAGAUCUAGUUAUGCAUUAUUAAAAUUAGAAGGUUUUUGCCAUGACCAAAGGUGAUGUAAUUCUCUUUUCUCUCUCUCUCUCUCUCUCUCUCUCUCUCUCUCUCUCUGAGAGGUCUUGGGUUUGAGAUCCCUGGGUGGAGUGGAGAGACAAUGUGUAUUCCUUAUUAACUCAUACCCCCUGUCUACCUAUUAGUGAAUGGGUACUGGAUGUCAGUUGGGGGUUGUGUUCCACUCCCCAGGUGUGUGUGGGUGUGAGGUUUCAGUCGUACCCAGAGAUCCAGCACUUCUGAGCUCCAUGCUCAGUUAGGGAGGGUACUGGCUGGUGAUUGCGUGUCUGUUGCAUGAUCAGACCAUGGUGAAUUACACACACACACACACACACACACACAUGAAGGAAAGGCUAGAUGAAUGUAGAUGUGGAGACAGGACUAUUAGAGCUUAGCUCAGGCCCAGUAGACUACAAAUAGGUAAAUACAAAUAGAUAAAUACACACCCAGUCAUUUAUCUAAAUUCAUUCUUCUGACUUUUAUUUUCUGGUGGGAGCUGUUGGUAUGGGAUAUGGGACUAAUUCAGUUUGUUGAAUGUGCAUUCAAUUAUUUUAUAAUGAAGGAAAGCAUCACAAGUCUGUAUAAUAGUUAUACAUUUAGGAAGUUGUGAUGCAUCUCACCAUUAGUUUUGUAUUUCUCAAAAGAAAUGUUCUUACACUUUCACUCUCUAACUUAUUGGCCAUCCUUCCUUCAUCGUACACACAGAUGGACAAUACUAGACAGUAGACAAUAAAUCAACUGUGGGUUUAAUGUGGUUGAUUGGUUUGAAGCUUUAUAAUUAUCUUAAGGUGAAGUAAUAUAAAGGGAAGGUAAAUGGAGGCAUAGACUGCACCCUUGAGUUGCAUUGUUCCUCAACUUGGCCUAGACUGUACCAUGGGGUGUGCAGACAUCAGGGGAAAUAAUUAGGAAGGGUUAGUUGAUUAUAGCCAUAGCAAACUUAUUACAUGAGUGUUUUUUUAUCUAAAUGUAUGUGGUAAAUGCUGCUUAUUUUACAUCUAAUCCAGGACUUAUAAUAGAGGUUAUUCACCACUAGUUUUGCCAAGCCAGGGUCAUUUCUCCCUCUAUAUAUACUACACAGACUGCUUAGGGCAUUAAGCUGGCAAGGCAACCUUCUGGCCACAACUGACCCAUUGAUUGUUUACAUUUGAGUGUGGAUGGGGGUCUUGAUUUAGGAAAGGGGUCUCCCAGAUACAGUUCUGUCUUGGGUCUUGGGCCCCAGAUGCCUUUGAACAGAGCCGGGCACAGCCCAAGCGUUGCAUACUUUAUUGAGUUUUUCAGAGACUUAAAAGAGGCAAACUAUCCAUGCACUCAUGGUCUUGUCUGGCAGGCUGGGACACUGAAGGGUAGAUGAGAGUAGAAUUUCCAGUCCUUGAGUCAGGUUUGAGGGAGGACACAAGAAAAUUAAGGUAGAGGCAGUAAGGGAAAAACACCAUCUCUCAGUUUAAUAGGAGUGGCAAACCCCACAUAUAUGCAGAAAGUAAAGACGACCUAAGUGUGUUUGGGAAAUAUAUUACACCCAUUCUCAUUCCAAAAUACAUCCAGCUAGCCUAUUAAGUUAACAAAACAAGAGCUUAAGCUUAGUGUAAUGGUUGGCUGUGAAUAGUUUUGUUAGAUAUCAUCACUGAAUGAUUCCUAGAAACCUUUGAAAAUAGCUUAUGAAUAUUUGUGCAUUGUCUGUAGACCCUGAGUUUUGUAUAAUGAGAUGCUAAUCAUGUCACAAUCAUCUUGUUUGCCUUUCUGAUAAAUAUGCAGCUGUUUAUGAUUGUUUGUCAAGCUUGGCAUUUUUUAAAUGCUUGAUUAAUCAGACUCUCCCCUUGAAAAAAAUUCAUGGGAAAGAAGGGAAGAAAUGUCAGCUCACUUAUAUAUUGAGUAGCAACUUGGUAAAUAUUGAUGAACCAAUUUUACAAUUAACAAUUUUGUAAUUGUUAUAUACAAACAAAUCCACCACCUGCAGAGUGUACUCCUUGUUUCUCUUAGUCACCAAGAGCAUGUAAUCCCCCUUUGUUCAUUCAUUAUUUAAUGCUUGUGCUCUGUGCUUCUCCCCAAGAUUUCCAGUCACCAAAUUUUGCCUAACAUAUAAAUUUAAGAGCAGUUUGCCAGUGUCUCAACCCUCCCAGGAGGGAGAUCAAGCACUGACAAGCACUGCAUGGGAGGGAGACCCACCUGCCCACAGUGAGUUGACCUUUGACCAGUUCUCAUCCCAGAGGAUUUAUCAAUAACACUAGUUUAAAAAAUGUUAUGAUGAACUUUCCUUAUUUACUGAAGGAUAUAUAUAUAUAUAUAUAUAUAUAUAUAUAUAUAUAUAUAUAUAUAUAUAUAUAUAUAUAUAUAUAUAUAUAUAUAUAUAUAUAUAUAUAUAAUAUUAUUAUUAUUAUUAUUAUUAUUAUUAUUAUUAUUAUUAUUAAUUAGUGUGUGUGUGUGUGUGUGUGUGUGUGUGUGUGUGUGUGUUUCACUCCCUUGGAGCUGAUCUUUUCUCAUUGCUUAUGGUGAAAAUAGGGAGACAGACAUUAUUAUUAUUAUUUUUUUUUUUAGUCAGGAUAAGGCUGACUAAACAAUCGUCAAAAAAAUGCUUUACUAUUGAAAACUGGAAGUUUGAACCCAAAUACAUAGGUUCAUGGAUUGAAGUGUCUUGAACUUCAAUAUGUGUGUAAGAGAUUUGAGUCUUACUUCAUUUAAUUUUAAAACCAGAUUUAUACUGGCUGUCCUGGGACAUUAUCAUGCACAUUCCAAACCUCCCAGAGAUAGUAUUUAUAAUACAGUAUUCAUUUCACAUUAGAAUAAAAAUAGUGUUUUUGUGUUAGGUUACACCAACUUGAGUGAAGGAUGUGGUAGAAGUUAUUGUGGUAGUGUAACCAUAAGGAUGUGGACAGUCAGUAAGAAAACAGUCCUAACUCUGGCCAGAUAGCUUCUGUAAAUGAACGUUGUGCUGAGCCAUUGAUUUUGAAGGUUUACUUAGUACAAGAUUGUUAAGCCGUCUAAUGAAAGCUGCUUAUUAUUGUCCAAGGGAUGCAGCGUAAUUAAUUGAUACGCCACACUGUUAGUAAGGAUUGGGUUCCUGCACUGCCUGUUUAUAUGCAUAGUUAUGAUGUGGAUAAAAAUAUUUUUAAUGUUAUGUACAGUUCUUUUCUCAUUCUUGUGUAUAAAUUUUGUUUUUUUUAUACAGAUGCAGUAUACAGUAUAUGUAUAUUAGUAGCAGUUGAAUGGUAAAAUUCUUAUGUAUGGAUCCCUUUUCCCAGUUCAGCAGAAGUAGCAUUAUGCUAUCAAGUGAGAAUAUACAUUAUUAAGUGGGAUUAUCAUGGCACCGAGUUCAAGUUAUACCAAACUUCCUCAUGGUGUGUUGUGUGGUAUGGAAUGUGCACAGCUUAAUUUGAGUGAAAAAAGGUGAUUCAAGAGUUCUCCUGAGCAAAGUAUCUAAGACCAUAUGGCUCUGGUAGGGUUAGGGUUACAAGGGUGUGUUGCCUCUCUCACCGAACUAGCAUGGAACUGUUAGCAUGACUGUACGAUCAUCACCAUAUUGCAAAGAACCAUUUGGCAUGCUUUGUAAGCAGAUUCAACAAUACUUUUAGAAUGUACUGAAAUAAUACACUAAACACAUCAGCUUUAGCAUUGUGAGAAGCCUUCAUUACACUAGAAGUUUUUCACCAAUGUAGGCUCAAUAUUAUGAACAAGGAUUCUUUCAUCAUAUUCUUUUUUACUGCAGGCAGUAUGUACUGUGUAUAAAUUUCCAUCCAUUUUCUAUCAUAAAUGCCAAUACCACUAACAGCUGGCCAUUAAAGUGUUUUGUCUUUUA